AUGCCUUCAUCCGAGACCGUGCCGGCGGAUGCCUUCAAUGCCGACUCGGUCAACUCGCUGCCCAUCGCCUUCAGUGCCGUGUUCCUCCCUUUUGUGUUGCUGUUUGUCGCAUUGCGCUUUUACUGUCGCCACACGAGCAGGGCGAAUUGGGGCUUUGACGAUGUCCUGAUUGCCUUUGCGGCCGUGGGCCAGAUUGCCCUGGCCGCCAUUUGUAUAGACCUGGGAGUCAACGGAGGAUCGGGCUACCACAUGGACUAUCUGCUCUUCAACCACCCGGAAAAAGUGCAGCGCUUCCUGGUCGACGUCUUUGCGCUGCAAAUCAUCUACUACACCUUCCUCAACGUGCCCAAGCUGGCCGUGCUCGUGCUGUACCACCGCAUCUUCUCCGUGCGCCGUGGGAUCAUCUGGGUGACGCGCAUCCUGAUGGCCGUGCUGGUGCUGUACACUAUCGUUUCCGUAUUCCUUUCGAUCUUCGCCUGCGGCCGCCACGUCGACGCCUUUUAUAGCGAGGAUCCAAAAGCCGCGAAGCAGUGCAUCGACAUGGACGCCAUGCAGAUCUACACCUCGGUUCCCAACAUUGUGACCGACGUGCUCAUCCUGCUGGUGCCCAUGCCGGUCGCCUUUGGACUGCGGGUGCGCAUGAGUGUGAGGCUGGGCAUUGCCAUGACCUUUUUGAUGGGUAGUCUCGGCCUCGUCUUCUCCGCCCUUCGCUUCUGGGUCACCUACAGUAUCAACAACUCGGACGACCAGACCUACGUCUCGGCCGAGCUCCUGGUCUGGUCCGAACUUGAAGUAGGCUGCUACCUCAUCUCCGCGUGCCUCCUAAUCCUGCGCCCGCUCAUCGAGCGCAUUGCCGACUCCUCGCUCAUCCAAAGUCUCCGCUCCAACACGUACGGAAACCGCGGCACCAGCUCGCCGGGUCGUGGCACGGGCAGCAAGACCUCCGCCGCGACUGGCGAAGGCUCACACCCUAGCAGCGUGGCCGGAACAGAACUGCUUCUAGACAGAAACAAUAGCGGUGGAGAUAUUGAAAUGGUAAACGGUCUGCAUUUCACGACGUCGAAAUAA
Molecule: messenger RNA, 1068 nt
Organism: Talaromyces rugulosus
Lineage: Eukaryota; Fungi; Ascomycota; Eurotiomycetes; Eurotiales; Trichocomaceae
Exons: 3
Coding region: 1-1068 (355 amino acids)
Source: RefSeq, a predicted model, not a curated record